Patiria miniata (bat star) is the source of this 1648-nucleotide messenger RNA. Its product is annotated as cytochrome P450 4B1-like. Gene Ontology annotation, molecular function: heme binding; oxidoreductase activity, acting on paired donors, with incorporation or reduction of molecular oxygen; iron ion binding. The record is from RefSeq and is a predicted model, not a curated record. Lineage: Eukaryota; Metazoa; Echinodermata; Asteroidea; Valvatida; Asterinidae. The transcript has 4 exons. The coding region runs from base 118 to 1635 and encodes 505 amino acids.
UACGGUCACCCUGGCGGCCGCGUACAACCAUAUAUAUUGUUCGGCGUUCGAAACUUGUUUGGAAAACACUUUCCGGUCUGUAGGUCUCUGUAUAAACAUUUCUCUUAUAUUAAUAGUAUGUGGGUAGUGUUGAGUGUUUGUUUGGUGGCUGUUCUUCUUCUGAAGUUGGCUUUGAUUGUUCACGAUACGGUGAAGAUAUGGAGAGCCGUGAAUAAGCUGCCAAGCCCGCCCGGAGCGCACUGGCUGGCCGGGCACACCAACCAGGGUCCGUACGACCCGGGGUUCCAAUGGCUGCUGGACACUGUGGCCGCCUUCCCCCGCGCCUACACCCUGUGGAACGGCCCCGUACCGAUGCCCACGCUGGUCCACCCGGACACCAUUAAACCCUUGCUGACCAGCCCCACGGGCUCCGUCAAGUCACCGCUGUAUCUACUCUUCGAUGACUGGAUCGGGAAGGGGCUGGCUCUCUCCGACGGCGCGCUGUGGAAGCGGCACCGCCGGCUGCUGACUGGAUCCUUCCACUUUGAUGUCCUGAAGACCUACGUGCCGGUUUACAACGAGUGCGUCGAGGUGCUCCUCGGCAAAAUGGUCAAGUUAGCAGCCGAGGGUAAACCCAUGCAAGUUGAGCACGAGCUUGGUCAGUGCACCUUCGAUAUCAUUCUACGCACUGCUUGCUCCCACCACUCAAAUUGUCAGCUUAAGGAGCCGUUAAAAGAUGGGGAAAUGGACCUCCUAUCAGCGACUAACACCAUGACAAGAAUCGUCACAUCACGAAUGGUUGGCAACCCUCUGUACAUCAACCCGUGGAUGUUUCGCCUCUUCAGCCCUCAGUAUCCAGCCUGGGAGAGGGCCGUUGGGUACGCCCACAAAGUGGGAGAUGGGCUGAUCUCAAAGAGGAAGGAGGAACUCAAGAAGAAGAUGGAGGAUGGGGACCCUUUGACUUCCCCCCGAGAUUUCCUUGAUACCCUUCUCCUUGCACGUGACGAAGAUGGCGUCAGCCUUAGUGAAAAGGAGAUCGCUGACGAAGUCAACACGUUCCUCUUCGGUGGACACGACACCACGUCUAGUACCAUGACGUGGGUGCUGUAUGCGAUGGCCAAGUACCCUGAGCACCAGACUCGGGUCAGGGAGGAAGUGGACGAGUUGCUGGCUGACAGAGACUCUGAUUGGAUCACCAGCAAUGAUCUGAGCAGUCUGGAGUACACGUCUUUGGUGAUCAAGGAGGUCAUACGGAUGUACUCCCCGGUCAUGUUGCCGUCCCGCAGUCUGACUGCUCCCUACGAUGUCGACGGCAUCACGCUGCCUGUAGGCACCACAGUGGCCAUCAACCUGUACCAACUCCACCACAACCCGACCGUGUGGGGCCACGACCACAUGGAGUUCAAUCCCGCCCGGUUCCUGCCAGGGAACCUGGCCGCAUUGGACCCCUUCGCUUACCUCCCGUUCUCCGCUGGGCCUCGCAACUGCAUCGGGCAGCAGUUCGCCUACAACCAAGUCCGGUUCUUGACCGCCAGGAUCCUGAAGCGGUUCCGCUUGAGUCUGGCGAAGGGUGAACCGGAGCCCGUGCCCUGUUUGACCAUCGUGGUCAGACCGGUGCAAGAAAUACUUCUCAACCUGGAACCCAGGAAUCUGUAAAGUAUGCGGCGCG